CAGCACAUAAAGAGCAAACACAGCUGUGAAUGAACUCAGUUCUUCUCAGCUCCACUUCAGUCAAGAAUGAUGAAGGUUCUCCUGUUGGCUCUUGUUCUCGCUCUUGUGUUUGCUGAUGGCUCUGCCCUGAAAUGCUACAACUGUGUCCCGAGCGUCCCUGGGGGAUCCUGUGUGACCAAAGAGGAGACGUGUGGAUAUAAGAAAGACACUUGUGUGUCUGCCAGAUUCACCAGUCCUCCCUUUGGCUACUUCCGGAGGUGCAUUGGCAUGGCGGACUGCAUGAUUCUUCAGUCCAGUACCUCGAUUAAGGCCAAGUGCUGUCAGACUGACCUGUGUAAUACACCCAUCAUUUAAACCAAACAAAUAAACGUUCAAUAAUAAUGUUGGCUUUAAAGAGAUAAUUCACCCAAAACUGAAAAUUCUAUCAUCAUUUACUCACCCUUCACUUAUUCCAAUCCAGUUUGAGUUUUGGUUUUAAUGUUGAACAGAAAUGAAGAUAUUUUGAAGAAUGUUGGAAACCGGUGGUCAUUGACUUCUUUAGUAUUUGUUUUUCCUACUGUGGAUUUCGUUGGCUGUGUUUUAUUCAUCAGGAUAUCUUGUUUUGAGUUCAACAGAAGGUGUGCAUAAAUCAACCCAGGCUCAUUCUGAAAACGUACCCUUAUACACAUUUAUUGAGAGUGCCAAAUGCGUCUGAUGAGGUAUGUUUCUUUUUGCAGUUUUAGUUUUCGUGGAUCCACCAGAGGCCGCUGUGUGCGCUAUUUGAGAACUCAAAUUUCUCUCAUGAGUGCCAUUCGCGCCUGCUCUUCUUUCAAAAAUCCACCACAGUCCGCUGUUGACUGACAGACUGACCAACCGACUGAUACACCCACCAACCCGCUGCCCUAAACCCAACCUAUAGUGUUUUAAAAAGCACAAAUUGACCAGCGUCCACCCACCCACUUCGCUAAACUUAACCGACAGUGUUUCCAAAAGCAAUUCAGAA
Messenger RNA from Danio aesculapii, 982 nucleotides. Its product is annotated as CD59B glycoprotein-like. The transcript is spliced from 4 exons. Lineage: Eukaryota; Metazoa; Chordata; Actinopteri; Cypriniformes; Danionidae. Bases 67 to 354 code for a protein of 95 amino acids. The record is from RefSeq and is a predicted model, not a curated record.